AUGAUUCACCGUCCACGCAACGAUGAGCCCUCGCUUCCAUCCUUCAACCUCUUCAAGCUGGUCCGCGAUGCCAAGCCGGCAGUGCGCUACACCGUCUACGCUGGUCUCGGUCUGAUGGCCACGGUCGAGACGACCUUCUGGUUCCACGUACUGCGAGCCAAGUUCUUCCCGCGGACGUCAGCAGAGGAACAAGAGAAGGCUGAUGCACUUCUUGAGCGCUUUAACGAGGCAAAGAGAAACUAUCGUCACGUCUGGAUGGCGAAUUACAACCGGUAUUAUGGUGCGCAUAUGUGGGGACUAGGGUAUGGUGGACUUGAUGGCCUGGAAGACGUUGGCAGUGGUUGUUGA
Molecule: messenger RNA, 348 nt
Organism: Alternaria infectoria
Lineage: Eukaryota; Fungi; Ascomycota; Dothideomycetes; Pleosporales; Pleosporaceae
Exons: 2
Coding region: 1-348 (115 amino acids)
Source: RefSeq, a predicted model, not a curated record